Messenger RNA from Vigna angularis (adzuki bean), 848 nucleotides. RefSeq lists its product as uncharacterized. The coding region runs from base 151 to 657 and encodes 168 amino acids. Lineage: Eukaryota; Viridiplantae; Streptophyta; Magnoliopsida; Fabales; Fabaceae. The record is from RefSeq and is a predicted model, not a curated record. The transcript has a single exon.
GUAGCAACAAUAGAGAGGUACCCAUAUUCCAGAAAAGAACCAAAACGCGCUUAUCGAUGGAAUAGUACCAUAAAGUUUUGAACUUGGGAGAGACAAGCAAAACCAGACUGGCCAUUGGUAGUACUAGUUUUCCGAGGUUGUCACAAGUCCAUGGGAAAAGUGGAAGAGCAACCCACUUCACCAAUCAAACCAUCUUCUUCUUACGUUAUACUACUGCUGCAAAUCAUGAGCAAAAGGAGAACCUGGGUAUGUGUUUUUGUGCUUGUUUAUGGCCUGCUCUUCACAUCUUCCUGGAACAUUCUCAAGUCCAUGAUUUCGUGGUACAAGUUGCAAGCUGAGUCAUCGUCAUCAUCUUGUUGGUGGCCUGCACUCUUUGUCUCGCUGCUUCUCGGUGUUGUUUUUGGGGUUCUUUCAAUGGUGGCAGCUUUUGCUGUGGUGGUGCCUGCGGUUCUGGUAACGUGGAUCGCCAUAGUGGUGUUGUUGGCUUUCUUUGGUAAGCCUAAGAGGACUUUGGUUGUGGAGGGAAGGAAGAUUACGAGGGAGAUUUUCAGUUUUGUGGUUAAGGUUUUGCUGAAAGAAGGGAAUAUAGUGGCUGCUGUUUGUGCUGUUUUGGGGUACUUUGUUCUUGGGAGAACAAAUGGAAAAGUUGUUGACUAAUUGAUUUUGAUUGAGGUUAGUUUCUAGGAUUUGGGUACGAGGGGUUUGCACAAUGUCGUGUAAACUGUACUCAUCUCUCUAUUUCGCAUUGGUUUAGAUUAAUUUGAGGUUUAGAUUAGGUAAAGUGUCUUUUAUGAAAUUCUAAACUUUUGUUACAUAUAGCCUCUUAAACAAUAUUGAGUUAAAUAUUU